Molecule: messenger RNA, 987 nt
Organism: Rosa rugosa (rugosa rose)
Lineage: Eukaryota; Viridiplantae; Streptophyta; Magnoliopsida; Rosales; Rosaceae
Product: probable ubiquitin-conjugating enzyme E2 25
Exons: 1
Coding region: 1-987 (328 amino acids)
Molecular function (GO): ubiquitin conjugating enzyme activity
Source: RefSeq, a predicted model, not a curated record
AUGGCGCCCUUAGUGGAGAGCUUCCACAGAUUCGACGUCGUCUCGGACCAUUCAGACCACCACUACAGCAACACUGACGGGAACGGAAUCAGUUUCACCUACUGUGGAAGCACAGUGUACAAGAAGAUCAUGCGUGAGUGGAAAAUUCUAAGAAAGCACCUCCCGGACUCGACCUAUGUGCGAGUGUACAACACUCGAAUCGACCUACUGAGAGCCGUCAUUGUUGGAGCAGCCGGCACGCCCUACCACGACGGAUUGUUCUUCUUCGACAUCAAGUUCCCGUCCAACUACCCGUACCAACCGCCACAGGUCCAUUACCAUUCCCACGGAUUGAGGCUCAACCCGAAUCUGUAUGAAAGCGGCAAGGUCUGUCUGAGCUUGCUCAAUACGUGGUCCGGGAAAAAGAAAGAGAUGUGGGAUCCAAAUCAGUCGACUAUCCUCCAAGUGCUGGUGUCUAUACAAGGACUUGUUCUGAACGAAAAACCCUUCUAUAAUGAACCCGUUCGUCUCCGUAUCUUUCAGGAGGAGAACUCCCGUCGUUACAAUGAGGACGCGUUUAUCAAAACGUGCAAGACGACGUUGUAUUUGCUCCAAAAACCGCCCAAGAAUUUUGAGCUUUUCACCGACCAUUUUCGACAGAGAGCAAACCGGAUACUGAGAGCUUGUAACGCUUACACUAACAGUCGUGUGGGAGUCGGGUACUACAUAGAUGACAAUGACAAUAUAACUAAGGAUGACACUAAAGUUAAGGACUCUGCAAUUUCAAUUCACCCUGUUUCGACGACAUUUAUUGAUUCGAUGGAACAGUUGUACCCGAAACUCGUUGUGGUUUUUAGAUGGAAUAAGGCCUCAAAUUUGGUCGAGCACUUGAAUUUGGAGAACGUUACGACGCGGCGGGAGUCUGCAGGCAUGCUUUGUCGUCCUUAUUGUCUUCUUCUUUGUUGUGCAUUAGUAGCACUGAUUUGUUACUUCAUGUUUAGGGCUUAG